AUGGGUCCAUUGUUUGCAGCAUCAAAAACUUGUGCUAAUAUGAUGAAUUAUUUGAUGUGUUUUUUUUGUAGUCCUGAUCAACAUAUUUGGUAUAAACAACGAGCAAGAGUUUGUUCUGAUUUUUGUACUGAUCUUUAUGAUGAAUGUAAAGAUGCUGAAUUUAAAGGUGAAAAAAUAGGAAGUAAUUAUGAGAAUGGUUCUAUGUUUUGUGAAGCUCAAGAUUUUAGUGUAGCUGAUAGUGGCUGUUUUAAAUUUGAUCCUAAAGUUUUUGAUGGAGCUGUUCAACAUUUGAAUUAUUUUCUCCCGUUUGUGACUAGUCUGAUUAUGAUAGUAUCUGUAUUAAUCAUAUAG
Lottia gigantea (owl limpet) is the source of this 351-nucleotide messenger RNA. RefSeq lists its product as hypothetical. Lineage: Eukaryota; Metazoa; Mollusca; Gastropoda; Lottiidae. The record is from RefSeq and is a predicted model, not a curated record. The transcript is spliced from 3 exons. The coding region runs from base 1 to 351 and encodes 116 amino acids.